This is a messenger RNA of Rhincodon typus (whale shark), 1862 nucleotides long. RefSeq names its product acetyl-CoA acetyltransferase 1 (gene acat1). NCBI's taxonomy places the organism in Eukaryota, Metazoa, Chordata, Chondrichthyes, Orectolobiformes, Rhincodontidae. Gene Ontology annotation, biological process: fatty acid beta-oxidation. The transcript has 12 exons. Bases 47 to 1360 code for a protein of 437 amino acids. The record is from RefSeq and is a predicted model, not a curated record. Gene Ontology annotation, molecular function: acetyl-CoA C-acetyltransferase activity.
GAUUGGGUGGGUGAUCCUGCUCAAGGUGAAGGUGGUCGUUUGCGUGAUGGCGGUGGCUCGUUUCGUGUUGGUGACUAGCGGACGGCUUCAGCGAGGGGACAUUGUGCCCCGGCUGCUGGUGAGGAGUCAGAGGCGGGUUAUUUCAGAGCUUGCAAAAUGUAAACAUCGAGGAUAUUCCUCUGGACCCACGUUGAAUGAAGUGGUCAUUGCAAGUGCAGCCAGAACCCCUGUUGGUUCAUUUAAAGGAUGUCUUUCCUCAUUAACAGCCACACAGCUUGGUUCAAUUUCAAUAAGAGCUGCCAUCGAAAGAGCAGGGAUUCCUCCAGAGGAAGUGAAAGAAGUGUACAUGGGCAAUGUUUUACAAGCUGGGGAAGGGCAAGCUCCUGCUCGACAAUCUGCCCUUGGUGCAGGCUUGCCAGUCUCUACACCUGCAACAACUGUCAACAAAGUUUGUGCCUCUGGAAUGAAAUCAAUCAUGCUGGCAGCACAAAGUCUUAUGUGUGGACAUCAGGAGGUAAUGAUUGCUGGUGGGAUGGAGAGCAUGUCCAAUGUUCCAUAUGUGAUGGGCAGGGAAGCACCAGCUUAUGGAGGUGUAAAGUUGGAAGACCUGAUUGUAAAAGAUGGGUUAACAGAUGUCUACAAUAAAAUUCACAUGGGUAACUGUGCUGAGAAUACUGCUAAGAAGUUUAACAUUUCACGUGAAGAACAAGACUCUUAUGCAGUUAGUUCCUACACUAAGAGCAAAGCAGCUUGGGAUUCAAAGCUGAUGGCAAAAGAAGUGGUUUCUGUCAGCGUUCCACAAAGAGGUAAACCAGAUCUAGUAAUUACUGAGGAUGAAGAGUACAAACGUGUAGACUUCAGUAAAGUUCCAAAAGUCAAACCAGUCUUCCAGAAAGAAAAUGGUACAAUUACAGCUGCCAACGCAAGUACCUUAAAUGAUGGAGCAGCUGCUUUGGUACUAAUGACUGCAGAGGCAGCUAAAAGAUUAAACGUUACACCAAUGGCCAGGAUUCUAGCUUUUGGAGAUGCUGCAGUGGAUCCAAUUGAUUUUCCAAUUGCUCCUGCUUUUGCUAUACCAGAGCUCCUUAAAACAACUGGCAUGAAAAAAGAAGAUAUUACAAUGUGGGAGAUUAAUGAAGCAUUUAGCGUUGUUGUUCUGGCUAACAUUAAAAUGUUGGAGGUUGACCCUCAAAAAGUUAACAUCAACGGUGGAGCAGUGUCUCUGGGUCAUCCCAUUGGAAUGUCUGGGACAAGAAUUGUUUGUCAUAUGGCUUACAAUCUAAAGCCUGGAGAAUAUGGAGUGGCUGGAAUCUGUAAUGGAGGUGGUGGUGCUUCUUCAAUACUAAUUCAGCGUUUGUAAAAUAAUCAGAUUCUGUAUAACUCAAGGGUUAAGCUGCUAAAUCUUACUGAACAACAGUGUGUGUAACAACUUUCUGUAAUCACUUGAAUGAAUACUAGUAGAUUCUUUUGUCACAAUCAGUUUCUGGUAGCAGGUAUUACAUCUGCAGUACUUUAAAUUGGUAAAGGGUGAAACAUGCCUUUUGUGAACUUUAACUUUGUACUUCAACUGUAUUCUGCUAAGUACAAUGUUUGUUUUGUUUAAAAAUUAACUGUCCAAAUUUGAAAUCACUGGCCCCCUGACCAAAGUGAACUAUACAAGACUUAUAUUUUAAAUUGUUAGCUGCAUAUGAAGAGUGGAUUUUUCAAUGGAUUUGUACUUGUUAAAUACAUGCUCAUCCUGAAGAAAAGCAGUGGGCCUAAUUGUAAAGUUUGCCUUGAAUAGUAACAGAUAAGAGGUAUACCAAUAAUACUGUCAUCUAUUGUGGAAUCCAUGUUUACUGCAAAUAAAGUAUUUGCAAAAA